UUCCAUCUUUGUGGAGAAACAUCGCAUUAACCAUAUUUGACUAGAUCAUUAGAUACUUCCACAUUGCUUCACUAAGCACAGUCCAAUCCGGUUUUUCCAGUUCUAUGCUCUCCAUAGGCAAAUAAGGGAAGAGACAUGAAAGCAGUUUAAACCAAUCAGAAGUCUAUGAAGUUGAUCUACGGAAAAAUCAGGAAAUGAACGUUGACGCAUUAGACUUCAUGUCAGCUAUUCUGUCUAGUCAGUUCGACACUUUUAGUCAAGAGAUCUAUUUUAGUCUAGAAGCAUGUAGCCAUUGUUACUUUACAGAUAAUAAGGCAGGAUUUACUGAGGUGAUUUCUGACAAAUAGAAAGUGAAAGUUAGCCGUACACACUCAAAGUUUCCAGCCAAGUGACUGUUUCUGUGAGAGUAGGAUGGCAUCUAAAAGCUCUCUUCCUGAAGAGGAUUUCACCUGUCCUGUUUGCUUUGACAUUUUUAAGGAUCCCGUCCUUCUUUUGUGCAGUCACAGCUUCUGCAAAGACUGCCUUCAGAAGUUCUGGAGAGAGAAGAAAUCUAAAGAGUGUCCAGUUUGUAGAAGACAAUCUUCAUUGGAUGAUCCGCCACUGAAUUUGUCUUUGAGGAACUUAUGUGAGUCUUUCCUGAAGGAGAAGAGUCAGAGGGAUUCAGGAGGGUCUGAAGUGCUCUGCAGUCUGCACGGUGAGAGACUCAAGCUGUUCUGUCUGGAGGAUAAACAGCCCAUAUGUGUGGUGUGUCAGGCUUCCAGGAAACACUCAGGACACCAGUUCCUUCCCAUAGAUGAAGCUGCACUAGAUUAUAAAGAACAACUCAACGCUGUACUGAAGCCCUUGCAAAAGAAACUAAGAGAAUUUGAACAAGUUAAAAAAACAUGUGACCAAACAGCCAGUCACAUUAAGGUCCAGGCCCUUCAGUCAGAGAAGCAGAUCAAGGAGGAGUUUGAGAAGCUUCAUCAGUUUCUGAAAGAGGAAGAGGAGGGCAAAAUAAGAGCACUGAAAGAGGAAGAGGAGCAGAAGAGUUUUAUUAUGAAAGAGAAGAUUGAAGAAUUGAGCAAGGAGAUGUCCACUCUUUCAGAUACAAUAACAGCCAUUGAGAAGCAGAUGGUUGCUGAAGACAUAAUCUUCUUACAGAACUUCAAGGCUACCAUAGAAAGUUCUACGUGCACACUGCAAAAACCACAGAGAGUUUCAGGAGCUCUGAUUGAUGUGGCAAAGCACCUGGGCAACCUGAGGUUCAGAGUCUGGGAGAAGAUGAAGGACAUAGUUCAGUUCAGUCCUGUAGUGUUGGACCCAAACACUGCAGAACCAUCGCUCAUCAUUUCUGAGGAUCUGACCAGCUUUAAAAGGACAUAUUCUGGACAGACACUCCCUAAUAAUCCAGAAAGAUUUGAUGUCUAUGGCUGUGUCCUGGGCUCUGAGGGCUUCAACUCAGGGUCACACUACUGGGAUGUUGAAGUUGGAGACAGUACACACUGGUCUGUGGGUGUGACCACAGAGUCCAACCAGGGGAAGGGGAUCAUCUCAUGGUUCAGAGUGUGGCGUGUGGGGUAUGGACCGUGGUGGGAUGAUAUAGGACCUGUGCAUAAAUUGAAACAGAAUCUCCACACACUCAGAGUGCAUCUGGAUUUGGAUAAAGGACAGCUGUCAUUCUCUGAUCCUCUACAAAAUACAUACUUGCACACUUUCAAACACACAUUCACUGAGAAAGUCCUUCCCUUCUUCUGCAGCCCCGAAUCACCGCUGAGUAUUUUACCACUGAAGCCCUCGGUGACCAUUGAACAACGCAGACUAUGUUGA
Clupea harengus (Atlantic herring) is the source of this 1809-nucleotide messenger RNA. RefSeq names its product E3 ubiquitin-protein ligase TRIM35-like. The transcript is spliced from 6 exons. Bases 412 to 1809 code for a protein of 465 amino acids. NCBI's taxonomy places the organism in Eukaryota, Metazoa, Chordata, Actinopteri, Clupeiformes, Clupeidae. The record is from RefSeq and is a predicted model, not a curated record.